Acanthopagrus latus (yellowfin seabream) is the source of this 4047-nucleotide messenger RNA. It is a transcript of the gene smoc1, whose product is annotated as SPARC related modular calcium binding 1. Gene Ontology annotation, molecular function: extracellular matrix binding; calcium ion binding; protein binding. The transcript has 15 exons. Bases 284 to 1816 code for a protein of 510 amino acids. NCBI's taxonomy places the organism in Eukaryota, Metazoa, Chordata, Actinopteri, Spariformes, Sparidae. The record is from RefSeq and is a predicted model, not a curated record. Gene Ontology annotation, cellular component: basement membrane. Gene Ontology annotation, biological process: extracellular matrix organization.
ACUCAACCUGUGAAAGCCGCGAUGAACAGCUGAUCCUCCCGCAGUGGAUAAAAAAAAAAGAACCCAGUCGCCAUGGUCAUGAUUUCUCAUCCUACGCGUGGCACUAUGUGAACAGUUAUUGGAGAAGUAGACUGAGGAAAACAACUUUUUCUUUUUUGGAGUUCUGAUUAUUAUUUUUUUGGACCUGUUGAUCAUCAGUGUGACACCCGGACACACACACACACACACACACACACACACGUCUACCUGCCGCUCCCUGCGCUGCGCUCACCGACCACCAAUUAUGUUAUUGUCAAGUUUUCUUCUUUUCUUUUCUCACUUUUUGGCGCCGCUGUUUCUCUGUUACUUGCCGCAAGUGACCGCACAGAAGCCGGGCUCAUCACGGUGGCUGAUCGGAGACAGAGACAGUCACUGUGGCGUCAUCUGCUCGCGGACGCAGGGGAGGCCGGUGUGCGGCUCGGACGGGCGGAGCUAUGAGACCGGCUGUGAGCUGCAGAGGGCGCGCUGCAAGGAUAAAACACUGACACUGGCACACCGCGGCCGGUGUCGAGGUAAGAACUGGGUUAAAAUCGAUCAGUUGCCGGUGGCUCCAUCAGCGACUUCCUCGUCUGAGGGGAGAGACCUGGAGCUCAAAGAUGCGGGUCAGUCCAAGUGUCGUGUUGAGAGGAACCAGGCUUUGGAACAAGCCCGGAGACCACAGGAGUCCAUGUUUAUCCCAGAAUGCAACGAGGAUGGAACGUUUGCUCAGGUCCAGUGUCACACUCUGACAGGCUACUGCUGGUGUGUCACAAGUGACGGCAAGCCAGUGAGCGGCUCCUCUGUGCACAACAGGACCCCGGUGUGUUCAGGAAACUUCCGUGAAUUUAUGGGAACUCAUGCUGGGACGAGUGGACUGUCAGGGUCAGUAACCGAUAAACCACCUGGGCCACCGAACUCUGGUAGAAAAGUCUCUUUCCGUUUCUUUCUCACCCUCAACCCAGAUGAUGGCUCGAAGCCCACACCCACUAUGGAGACUCACGUCCCCCCUGAGGGUGAUGAGAUUACCGCUCCAACGCUGUGGAUAAAACAGCUGCCUAAUAAAGAAAACAAGCAGAACAGCUCCACUUCCAGGAAGCAAGAGAAAGUUCCCUCUUGUGACCAGGAGCGACAGAGCGCACUGGACGAGGCUCGGCAGAAUCCCCGCGAGGCCAUUUUCAUCCCGGACUGCGGGCCAGGGGGCCUUUACAAACCAGUCCAGUGCCACCAGUCUACGGGCUACUGCUGGUGUGUUCUGGUGGACACAGGACGGCCCAUUCCUGGAACCUCCACCAGGUACCAGACGCCGGAGUGUGACGGCGCUGCACGAUCUCGUGUCUCGGACACAGAAGAUCCCUUCCAAGGCCGAGACCUGACAGGCUGCCCAGAGGGGAAGAAAGUGGAAUUCAUUACAAGCUUGUUAGAUGCCCUCACCACAGACAUGGUGCAAGCCAUAAACUCACCAGCCCCCUCUGGUGGCGGGAGGUUUGUUGAGCCUGAUCCCAGUCACACUCUGGAGGAGAGGGUGGUGCACUGGUACUUCGCCCAGCUGGACAACAACGGCAGCCACGACAUCAACAAGAAGGAGCUCAAGCCGUUUAAGAGGUACCUGAAGAAGAAAGCCAAACCCAAGAAAUGCGCCCGCAAGUUCAUCGACUACUGCGACCUGAAUAAGGACAGGGCCAUCUCCCUGCAGGAGCUGAAAGGCUGCCUGGGCGUCAGCAAGGAGGGCAGUUCAACGACAAGUGGCAGCCAAGGGACAAGGCAAGGGACAAAAUUGUUCAUAGGUCGUCUGGUGUGAGAAGAGAAGGAUCUAGAAGCUGAGACGAGAGCAGAGGGCACAGAGGGAAGGCAUCUGUACGCUUGCUGACAGGAAAGAGAAAGAUGGAGCAGAAAAAUUAAAGAAGUUCCUGAGUUUCAAAAAAAAAAAAAGAUGAACAGAAAAAAAACAAGAAAAGAAAAAACGAAGCGGCGCCAAAAUAUUUGCACUUUCUUCUCCCUAUGUUUGACAUUUGUACCUGUUUGUACGUGUUUCUUUUUCGUUUUUUUUUUUUCUCUUGAAGUGACUGAAAAGGUCUAGGUAAGGAUGAGAAUAUAUUUGUAAAAUGACUUCACCACUGGAAGACGUGUACGUUACUACAUUUCCUCUUGUGUUUAAGUCUGCUGUUGUGAUUCGUUCUGUCCUCAGAUAACAGGAACAGGCACUAAAAACACAUUUUGUGGCUAUGAAAUUCAUUUUACAUUCCCCUUGUUACAUAUAGCAACUCACAGGGCAGCGGUAUCACUAAAGACGAGUUCACGGUGGAUGACAUCCGGCCCAAAUGUUGCUCAGUAAAGACAAAACUCGAUAAGGAAGAGCCACAGCAAUAUAGGCCAAUUCAAACGAAUGUCGUGUGUGUGCAUGCUGUAUUAAGUUAAAGGCAUGUAUUAGAAUCAACUGUGACCAUGAAGUCUGAUUUGUCAGCACAGAAUUAGCUGUAUGAAUCCCCUUGCACUGUACAGAACUUUCUAAAGACAUUAACAUAUUGGGUUAGGAAUCAGAUCUUUGUGAGCAACGUGUUUUGUCUGGUUUGUGUUCAGAACAUACCAGUGUUGGGAAAGCUACCUGUAAAAUAAGUCAUUACUUGCUUGCUUGCCAACCAGCGUAGCCGACCCUAACCCUAACCGUCAUGUUCUAGUUUGUAGUUUUCUCAGAUUAUCAGCAUGUUGUCUGCACAACUUUGCCUUGAGGCUUCCAUUGUUUUUUCAGCUUUUUAAUAAGCUUGUGCUAACAAGAAAGUGAAAUUAUAGUUACGAAAAAAAGUUACACAAGUUCUUUUGAAGUCAUGUAUUCUUCCCCCCAAAUACUGGCACAGUACUUACAGUAAACUAACGCAGCUUGACACUGUAGCACCGAGCAGGUAAAACAUGUCUAAAUGCAUGUGGCAGUGUGAACAUAUUAAAGCUACAGUAAUCAGUUUUUGACCACUAGAGGGCAGAAACAAGCAAUUCUGAGCUGUGGCUACUUGUUAGCAUAUUUCCACCAGAAAGAUGUAGCCAACCCAGACCAAUAUGUUGCUAUGUUCACCAGCUGUCUGGUGUUUGGUGCUGAGUAGGUCGCAUAUAGCUUGGUUACAGUGCUGAGACAAUACUAUAUAGUGAAAGUACCCCUGAAAACAAUGACUUAAAGGGGCAAAUUUGUAAGAUAUGGCUAGAGUUUUAGCUUAAUGAGCUAGCAGGGCUAAUUUCUACCAGCAGCUAGUCGCCACAGCUGAAGAUCGCAACAGCAAAGAGUAGUAAGUCCGUUAUAGUUAGCAGUAGUAAGCAGUUACAGUCUGCUGCCCCUUGUAUUUUUGGAGCUUCCAUCCGAGUUCUUGCCAUUUUUAUGCAAAUUACACCUUAAAAAGAAACUUUAAAACAGCUCAGUGGGUAUCAAUCUGAGGGUUUGUCUGUGCCAUUGAUACACCAUGUAAGAAAUAUUGAUUAAUGCAGCUUUAAGUUCAUCCACAAUGAAGGCAAUUAGUUUACACGUAUCUUGUGUCACGCUUUUUUUUUUCUACGUGUAGUUGUAUGUAAGUCAGUGUGCCUAGGAAUAUUACUCUACUAAGUUAAUGUUAGUAUUCAUUUUGUACACAGUCCAACCUGAAAAACAGUUAAAGAGUUCAGUUAUGUUAUUGUUGAACUCCAAACGUUUUCUGAAUAUUUUUUGUGUGUUUGGUGACCAGGUUCAUCGAAGGCUCCUGGCUUCAUUAACAAAUGACAACAUCUGUAAACCUCUGACAAAGACCCCCUGGUGGGGAUUUUAUUUUUCCAAAACAGAUUCCAGUCCAGAGAGGUUUUUUAAAAAAUUAUUUUUUAAGUGGUACCAGGAAAGAAAAAGGUGGCACAGAUGACUAAACCUGACCAGUAAAUGGAGUAAGAUGUUUACAUGGCUCGGUAUCCCGCUAACAUCGGCUCAUUUCAGCUGUCACAUUCACGUUUAUCCCACUUAUUGUAAACACCAUGUGGCAUUUAUAAAUGCUUGUUCCUAAAAUAAAUAUUUGAGUCACCCCA